AUGAAGACAGAGGAUCGCUUGUUUGAAGUAGUCGCCAGCUUUCUUCAUCUUUGUUUACACGUAAGUGGUCUUGUAAUCAGAGAAGAACCAGCAGAUACAGUCUCCACACACGUUGGUCCCGAUCAGUUACGUACUGCUACUCUCUACUGCAGGACAAUCUCUCGAGAUAAUUUGACAAUCACUACUUGGUACAAAGAUGACGUCAACGUAGAAGAGGGAAGUUUACCUUUCUAUAACAUAACGAAAGAAAGUCUUGUGGUUCAAACUACAGAUCCACAUGAUACCGGAGAAUCACUAGAAAGAUUGUAUUAUUGUGUGAUCAACAACGGGACGGUAGCGGUCAGAAGUAAGAGCGCGUAUAUUAGAGGAGAUCGUUCCAUUUUCUUUGUUUCUCCAUUGACCGGAGCUUUUUCCACGCAAGCAACAGUUGCAGUAGCUCAAAGUGGUUACUUACAACUACCAGUAUCGGACAACAGACCUUUCUGCUUAGUUGAAUGUCAAAAUGUCACUAUCAGUUGUACAUCUACAAGCUGUUCAUUUUGGCAUGACGUAUCUGUGACUGGUCGACUCGUCGUUUUCUCCGUCCUUCACAUCAGAUACAGUGAAAUCAGAAACAACAUUGACAAAUGUAGAAAUGAAAACACAAUACGUGUCAUCGGUACAAUUGGAACACCUCGAAUUGAAGGAACGUUUACCUUUAAAGGCUAAAUUUUAGUUGAAUAAUUAGAUAACAAAUAAAGGGUUUACGUUUGUGUGUUGUAAUGGAUGAUUGUCGUUCUAGAUACUAUAUCAUUGGUUCCAAGGGUUUAUAUUAAAAAUCAAAGUAUUUUUGCUAAAGUUGGUAGCAACGCAACCCUUUACUGCAUAAUAUCCAGUCUUAGUAGCAGCUCGUACACGUGGAGUAGAGAUGGUUCUGUGAUUGUUG
This is a messenger RNA of Corticium candelabrum, 925 nucleotides long. RefSeq lists its product as uncharacterized. The record is from RefSeq and is a predicted model, not a curated record. Lineage: Eukaryota; Metazoa; Porifera; Homoscleromorpha; Homosclerophorida; Plakinidae. The transcript is spliced from 3 exons. The coding region runs from base 1 to 708 and encodes 235 amino acids.